This is a messenger RNA of Drosophila sechellia, 2534 nucleotides long. It is a transcript of the gene Rh7, whose product is annotated as G protein-coupled receptor family protein rhodopsin 7. Bases 22 to 1473 code for a protein of 483 amino acids. Lineage: Eukaryota; Metazoa; Arthropoda; Insecta; Diptera; Drosophilidae. Gene Ontology annotation, molecular function: G protein-coupled receptor activity. Gene Ontology annotation, biological process: visual perception; G protein-coupled receptor signaling pathway. The transcript is spliced from 3 exons. The record is from RefSeq and is a predicted model, not a curated record. Gene Ontology annotation, cellular component: membrane.
AAAUAUUUGGCCAAGUCAGUCAUGGAGGCCAUCAUCAUGACGACCCUGCCCAACCUGACAACGGAUGCUGGCGACAGCAGCUUCUGGCUAACCGGUGCCCUCUCGCUCUCCGAGAUGUUGGCCAACUCGAGCCACGGGCAUUCCACUGGGAGCACAGCCUCGUCGGCUGGGAGUUCGGCCACAGAAUCAUCCGCGGUGAAUGUGGGCAAGGACCACGGCAAGCACGUGAAUGACAGCGUUUCCACGGGUCUAAGCAAUUACAGUAAUUACCCCAGCUACAUUCACUACAGGGACAAGUACGACCUGAGCUACAUUGCCAAGGUGAAUCCCUUUUGGCUGCAGUUCGAGCCACCUAAGUCGAGCACCUUCCUGGUUAUGGCCGCCCUGUAUUGCCUGAUUUCGGUGGUGGGAUGUGUGGGCAAUGCGUUCGUCAUAUUUAUGUUUGCCAACCGUAAAUCUCUGCGUACUCCAGCCAAUAUCCUGGUAAUGAAUCUGGCCAUCUGUGACUUUCUGAUGCUCAUCAAAUGCCCGAUUGCCAUAUACAAUAACAUCAAAGAGGGUCCAGCUUUGGGCGACAUUGCCUGUCGUCUCUAUGGAUUUGUGGGUGGCCUAAGUGGCACCUGUGCCAUAGGUACCCUCACCGCCAUCGCCCUGGAUCGGUACAAUGUGGUGGUGCAUCCGCUGCAGCCGCUGAGACGCUGCUCCCGCCUGCGAUCCUAUCUGAUUAUACUGCUGAUCUGGUGCUACAGUUUCCUGUUCGCCGUGAUGCCGGCCCUGGACAUCGGACUAUCUGUCUAUGUGCCAGAGGGCUUCCUCACCACCUGCAGCUUCGAUUAUCUGAACAAGGAGACGCCAGCUCGCAUUUUCAUGGCACUGUUCUUUGUGGCUGCCUACUGCAUUCCACUGAGCUCCAUUGUGUACUCCUACUUCUAUAUACUGAAGGUGGUCUUCACGGCGAGUCGCAUACAAUCGAACAAGGACAAGGCCAAGACGGAGCAGAAGUUGGCCUUCAUUGUGGCGGCCAUCAUUGGUUUGUGGUUCCUGGCCUGGUCACCGUACGCCAUCGUUGCCAUGAUGGGUGUCUUCGGCCUGGAGAGGCACAUAACGCCACUGGGAUCGAUGAUACCCGCGCUCUUCUGCAAGACAGCUGCCUGCGUGGAUCCCUACUUGUAUGCGGCCACCCAUCCGCGGUUUCGUGUCGAGGUGCGUAUGCUCUUCUAUGGACGCGGAGUGCUGCGCAGGGUCUCCACGACCAGGUCAUCGUACAUGACCCGAUCACGAUCGUCUUUUACCCACCGAUUGAGGACGAGCACCACCGGUGAGGGUGGAAUCUGUGAUCAUCGCAUGGAGAACUAUCUGAUGAACAACAAUCUGAUGAUGGUGCCCGAGGAGACGGAGGAGAACGAGGAGAUCGUCGUGGUGGCCGAGAUCAACAAUUCGGUUAGCAGCGUCAUGGAACAAAGUAAGUUCUGAAGGAUGACGAUUACGCUAGUUAAGAGAACGGAAAUCCGGUCAAUCUGUUAUGAACCUACUAACAUAACCAUUUUUAAUUAGUUAUAAGUUUAAAACAGAUAUAAUAUUAUAUAAUUUUAAAAUGAGUCAAACUUAUGAUCAUGAUGAUACUGAAAACUUGGCUUGGUAAAGCUGAAACACCUGCUUGAUUUCCAUUUUUUUCCAAUUGAAAAUUUCAAUUUGGUUUUGUCCAGGUAAUUUAGAAAAAAACCUUUUCUAUCUCGAAAAGUAAACUGUUCGCUGUUAAUUGAAAAUGUUUGUGCACUGCACUGCAAGGCAUAUCAAAAUGGAAGCUAUCAAUAAUCGCAAAUUGAAUGGAUCGACUCAAGUUUCAUUGUUGAACUAAACUAAUUUGUACGUAGAAAGAAUAGACCGAACUGAAAUCAGCAAUGACAGCAAAGUAAUUUCGCUCGGCAAUGAUAUAUGCCAAUGGCAUUGUUCAUCUCUGACUGAAUGCGUUGUCAUUGAUGGGCCUACAAUUGAAAUGAAAAUGAAAAUAAUAAUAAUAAUAAUAAAUAGAAAUGAAGCAGGGAAAUCCGCCAAGCAGUGGGAAAUUGACAAGGCACAAAGACGACACAGUGGUGAUAGUAAACAUAUUUAAUGAGCUUAUGUGAUGUUUAGACAGGGGGAGUAGGCGAUCGGAGCAGGGAAUGGAUUAGUUAGUCGAUAUAUAUACACACAUAUGUACAAGACAUCGGAGGAUAGCAGGCCUAUUAGAGAGGCGGGGCCGAAAUUAGUACAAAGAUAGUGGGUGGCGUGGUUAGGGGCCGAUGUGGAAAUUCAAUAGGCAGAUUUUACAUAAUUUCAGGGAAAGUCACUCGGACCCAAGGUCAAGCCGUGGUAUUGGAUGUUAAUAAGCGGAUGUGCAGAUUGUUUACAUUGUAGUUUAAUAUUGGGAUAACUCACAAUCAAAGCAGCCUGCGGACAUCUUGUAUUUCUGAAAUGGAUUCAGCAUUGUGAUGGCCCCCAUUCAAAAGUUAUUGACAACUUAAGCUAAUUGCGUUUAUUUCUCGAUGUCUAAU